Molecule: messenger RNA, 1500 nt
Organism: Echinostoma caproni
Lineage: Eukaryota; Metazoa; Platyhelminthes; Trematoda; Plagiorchiida; Echinostomatidae
Source: the annotation of a GenBank genome assembly
AUGCACAGAGCGAUUAGGUAUAGUAGGUGUCUCGCGUCCUCCAGGUUGGGGUCCGAAAGACUCCACAUUGAAGGAUGUGGCAGCGAACUGACAGCAGUGGCAUUCUACUUUCUCACCAGGCCAGAUUGCUUGAAGCGGUACCUAAACAAUCAACUGAUUUCCUCCGUCGAACGCUUGCCGCUGACAACCGGUGGCGCUCCUAUUGUCAUACGAGGAAAGAAUUUCCGUGUCAUUCGGCUGAUCAUUCCACGUGAACGCGAUUGUCACAAUGUGUACACGACGAUCAAGCGUCUUAUGACAUCAAAAUCGAACUUGCAAGGCAGCAGGGCGGUGUGCGAAAACCACCUGCUAUUGAUGGCCAGUGGCCAGUUAAUCGGGUCAUACGUCUGUGAUACUUACCCGACUCUCCUAUGUGUACCCUCGACUGCGUCGAAAGGUAUGCUAAAAGCCAGUGCCCGGUUUCGCAGUCGUGGUCGAUUCCCGGUGCUUACUUACCUUCACUCAAAUGGCAAAUCUGCACUUUGCCGAUCCAGCCAACCUCUGGCUGGUUUUUCCUCAAAAUCUAUGGAGGAUCAGUUUCUGCUAGAAGCAAUCCGUCAGGCCAAUCCGUCUUGUACCGUGUUGUACGUGGUGGACACGCGACCCGCUCUGAAUGCUUUGACAAACAAGGCCCAGGGCAAAGGGUAUGAAGAUACCACUGUGUAUCGGAAUAUUGCCAUUCAGUUUUUUGACAUUGAGAAUAUCCAUGUUGUGCGUAACUCACAGGAAAAACUGCUAAAAGUCUGUCAGGAACCUGCAAUACCACUGGAGCAAUAUCAUCAAGGUCUUGAAAAGUCUGGAUGGUUCCGACAUUUGCGAAUCAUACUAGAAGCGGCAUUUUUUGUGGCCAACCGUUUAAAUGAGGGCAACUCAGUCCUUGUUCAUUGCUCGGACGGUUGGGAUCGAACUGCUCAGGUCUGUUCGCUAGCCCAAAUCGUUCUGGAUCCUUACUAUCGCACAAUUAUCGGACUAGAGAAGGAAUGGAUAUUUUUCGGUCACAAGUUCACCGAACGUUGCGGUCUCAUCAGUGUCAGUGACCAGCGUGAAGCUUCGCCAAUUUUCUGUCAGUUCCUUGAUUGCGUGCAUCAUUUGAUCGAGCUGUGUCCAACCAAGUUUGAGUACAACUCCAGUUUGUUAUCACUGCUCCAUGACGAAGCCUACGGCGCACUCUACGGCACAUUUGUCGGUUGCAGUGAAAAAGAACGUCAAGAUUUGGGUGUUUCAGACCUGACUUAUUCCGUCUGGCCUCUGAUUGACCAUCGCGGGAAUGAAUUUAUGAAUCCGUACUAUGAACAUGCGGAUCAUUUGGCACAUGCUCUGGGCGGAUCGAUCGCCGCGGACAAUCUGCUGCUGGACGGAGUCGCGAACGGAAUCGAAUUGACUGUGACGACUGGCGGGAAUUCACGUCAUGCGGUCGAUAUGCUUCCUAGUUUUGUUUUAGCUCCGCAGUUAUUCAAGUGA